This is a messenger RNA of Dichomitus squalens LYAD-421 SS1, 1785 nucleotides long. Its product is annotated as cytochrome P450. Gene Ontology annotation, molecular function: monooxygenase activity; iron ion binding; oxidoreductase activity, acting on paired donors, with incorporation or reduction of molecular oxygen. The transcript has 13 exons. The record is from RefSeq and is a predicted model, not a curated record. The coding region runs from base 1 to 1764 and encodes 587 amino acids. Lineage: Eukaryota; Fungi; Basidiomycota; Agaricomycetes; Polyporales; Polyporaceae.
AUGUCACUGUCUGUGCUACUCGUGUUCCUGCUUGGGGUCUUCGUUCUCUGGAAACCCAUGGCCAAGUUUUUGUUGGGCACUGGAAGGCUGGACGAGGUAGCGGGGCCUAGGAAGGAGCAUUGGCUGACUGGGAAUUUCCACCGUUUGUUCAGAGACGGUUACAGCUAUCACGACCAGCUGGUGCGCCAGUAUGGUGGCGUCUGCAAAGUCCAUGGGAUGCUCGGAGUCGCCAACCUCAUGGUAUCCGACCCUCGGGCUCUACACCAAAUCGUCGUCAAAGAGCAGGACGUCUAUCAAGAGACCGACAUGUUCCUCAUCUCCAACCGGUUGAUCUUUGGCGAAGGUCUGAUUUCAACCGUCGGCGAACAACAUAAGAAACAGCGGAAGAUGCUCAAUUCAGUCUUCUCCCUUGCAAACAUGCGCGCGGUCUUGCCCGUAAUCCAGCCGAUUGCGGACACACUUCUCGGCCAGCUUUGUGCAGCGCUUCCGGAGGACGGUGGCGCCAAAGAGAUAGAUGUGCUCCCGUGGAUGGCACGAGGUACCCUGGAAUACGUCGGCCGAGGGAUCCUUGGGAUCUCCCUUGGGACGCUCGAUCCUUCCGAGGCUGGCGAAUACAUUGGCUACGCGAACGCGAUACGCUCUAUCAACCCCGUAGGGAUGAAGCUGCGAUCGUUGCGUCCGUUCAUUCCCAUGAUUGUGCGGAACAUCUCGCGUUUCUGGCGGAAUAAGCUGGUCGAUUGGCUUCCGGUUCCGGCCCUGCGCGACAUGCGCGACAUCUCAUACGUGCUGCACGCGUCCGCAAGGCGCAUGAUCGAAGAGAAGAAAGUUGAGAUGGAGCGUGGCGAUGGCUCGAAGAAGAAGCACCUCAUGAACAUUAUGCUCCAAGCCAAUAUGUCGACGUCGGAAACAGACCGUCUCACCGAGGACGAGCUUAUCGGCCAGAUAAACACGCUCUUCCUAGGUGGUCAAGAGACGACGACGUCGGCCCUCGCCCGCAUCCUUCACAUCCUCGCGGGUGAACAAUCGGCGCAAGCGCGCCUGCGCGCCGAGGUCCGCCAAGCAAAGCUAGCGCUCGCCGCCGAGGGUCUGGAGCGCGUGAGCCUGCCCUACGACGCACUCGUCAGUCUCCCGUAUCUGGACGCGGUGGUGCGCGAGACGCUGCGCUUGUAUCCGCCCACGAAUCUGCUGAACCGCACCGCGACAAAGGACGCCACCCUUCCGCUGGAGUUCCCUGUCCGCUCGACCUCCGGGAGGCUGCUUCACGCGAUCCACGUCCCCGCCGGAACGAACAUCCUCAUGGACCUCCUUGGCGCGAAUCGCAACCGGGAAGUCUGGGGAGAAGACGCGGCUGAAUGGCGUCCAGAACGCUGGCUCGGCGCCUCGAGGAACCGCUACGGAUCAGGCAGUCUCGACCUCGCAUUUGGGGAGGAGGCUCCAGAGCGGGUCAUGGAUGCCACCCCGGGAUCAAAGAGGGGCAUUCGGUAUCCCGGAGUCUAUGCUAGCAUGAUGACUUUCCUCGGCGGUUCGCGCGCUUGCAUCGGCUUCAAGUUUGCUGAGAUGGAAAUCAAACAAAUCAUAUCAACUCUUGUCUCCCAGGUUCACUUCGCGCUUCCCUCUGCAAUGAACGAGGAAGGGAUUCGGAAGGAGAUUCACUGGCGUAUGGAUGGCCUGCAGGUUCCCGUGGUCCGUCCACCCCAUGGUGAUCUUACGACGAUGCAGGUCCCUCUGGAUAUCAGGUCCGUCAGAGAGACAGACUUCCUGUAGUCUAUGUCGAUUGCGAACGCC